CCCCUCGUUCGGCAGCAAGCCGUGGUCAUUGAGAACUCCACUGACUUUAAAGUUCGAUGCUACUAUGGUGGCCUCAGGCAUUUGAAGGAUCAUGAUGAAUGGAAUGGCAAUAGACCAAUGCGAAGUGCUUGUUAUGACCCCACAAUUAUUGCUGCACAAUUUGCGACAUUGUUUCAUCAAGAUGGACCGAAUUGCACUUUUAAUUUUUGACGAGUGUCAUCAUGCACAAGCAAAAAAAAAGCAUCCAUAUGCACAAAUAAUGAAGGAGUUCUACAAGACUGACACUGUCAAAUCUCCUCGUAUUUUUGGCAUGACUGCAUCUCCAAUCAUUGGAAAAGGUGGGUCCAGUCAAUCGAACUGUACCAAAUACAUCAACAGUCUUGAAAUAUUACUUGAUGCCAAGGUGUGCUCUGUUGAGGAUACUCUAGAACUUCAAAAGGUAGUUGGUUCUCCGAAUAUAAAGGUUUACUUCUACGAUCCCGUUGAUCAUAGUGCUUCUAGCCUUAUAAGAACUUCCAGGAAAAAGCUUGAGGAGUUAAAACUCCAGUGUAUCUCAAUGAUAAGAGAGAAGGUACAUGAUUUCAACAAUCUCCAGAAGAAUAUAAAGGGUCUUUGCAGGUUGCAUGAUAAUUUGGUUUUCUGUUUGGAAAACAUUGGUCUUUGUGGGGCAAGACAAGUGAGUUUAUUUAUUUACUCUCAACACUGCCUAUGAGUUAUGUUUUACAACUUGCAGUA
Molecule: messenger RNA, 735 nt
Organism: Phoenix dactylifera (date palm)
Lineage: Eukaryota; Viridiplantae; Streptophyta; Magnoliopsida; Arecales; Arecaceae
Source: RefSeq, a predicted model, not a curated record